Epinephelus moara (kelp grouper) is the source of this 3210-nucleotide messenger RNA. RefSeq names its product soluble guanylate cyclase 88E-like. Gene Ontology annotation, cellular component: guanylate cyclase complex, soluble. The record is from RefSeq and is a predicted model, not a curated record. Gene Ontology annotation, molecular function: heme binding; guanylate cyclase activity; oxygen sensor activity. The transcript has 19 exons. Bases 210 to 2531 code for a protein of 773 amino acids. Lineage: Eukaryota; Metazoa; Chordata; Actinopteri; Perciformes; Serranidae. Gene Ontology annotation, biological process: response to oxygen levels; cGMP biosynthetic process; nitric oxide-cGMP-mediated signaling.
AUAGAGGCCCAUUCAGAUUCAAGGGCUUGUGCCAUUAAGGCACCUUUAAAACGUUUUGCCCUGUUGGCCUUCAGAUGAAACCUUAUCUGGCUGACUAGUCUGAGGAAGUUCCAAACUCCACAGGUGCCUUUGGGAGGACUGUUGGAAGUCAAUCAGUUGGGGAGCUGUCUUGACGGUGCUCAGUUUGAGCUCCAAUCCAGAGAGACAUAAUGUACGGGCUGCUGUGUGAGAGUCUUCACGACUUCAUCAAGGAGUCUUAUGGAGACGAUGUGUGGAAGCUGGUCAGAGAAAGAGCCGAUGUCAGGUUGCACUCUUUUGUCACCCACCAGGUGUAUAGUGAGAGUGUGAUUCCUCGGAUUGCAAAGGCAGCCAGUGGAGUGACAGGGACGCCCUACAAUGAGCUGAUGAACUCCUGGGGUGUCUACUUCCUGGGCUUUGUUGGAAAGUACGGCUAUGACAGGAUCCUCAAGGUGCUGGGCCGUCAUGUACGUGACUUUGUCAACGGCCUUGAUAACCUCCACGAGUACCUGCGCUUCAGCUACCCCAAGGUGCAGCCUCCAACCUUCUUCUGCCAGGAGGAGUCAGCCACUGGAGUCACCCUGCACUACAGGAGUAAGCGCAAAGGCUAUCUGCACUACGCCAUGGGUCAGCUCAGGCAGAUGGGGAAACAGUUCUAUGACACCGACAUCCAUGUGGAGGUGCUGUCUGAGCAGAUGGUCGGAGACUACUCCCAUGUCACCAUGAGGCUGAACUUUGACAACUCAGCCUACCGCUACAUCAUGAAGGAGGAUGAGGAGGAGCAGGAGAUUCUGCCCAUCACCUCAGACUUCUUCUUUGAGGUCUUCCCCUUUAACAUCGUCUUCAGACAGGACAUGGUGGUGCAUAAUGUUGGCUCAGGCCUGGCUACUGUCUUCCCUGAUCUGGAUGGGAAGAAGAUCAAUGAUGCCUUUUUGCUGGCUCGCCCCCUAGUGGAGUUCACCUGGAACAUGAUCAUCUCCCACCCCAACAACCUGUUUGAGAUCAUGUCCAAGGAGCCUGUGAAGAGAGAGAGGAACCUUCACAACCGAGUCCAGAGUAAGAGGGGGAGCCAUGCAAACACUCGCAGGGAUUCAGACUAUGAAAAUGCCAAUCGCUCUGCUGACGUAGACGUGGAGCUCAUGGCUUUCCAGUCCAUCAUUGGAGAUGAUUACAAAGACGGUAACAGUGCUAAUGCGAUGGAGAGCUGGGGCGAUGGGAGCCGCUGCCUGAAACUAAAAGGACAAAUGAGAUACAUGCCAGAGUGGGAGUCUAUCAUCUUUCUGGGAACCCCUGUGAUGGAGAGUCUCAGUGCCAUGUUUAAGACUGGCCUAUACAUCAACGACCUGAGCAUGCAUGACUCCAGCAGAGACCUGGUGCUGGCGGGCACACAGCAGUCAGAGGAGCUGAAGAGAGCUCUCAUACAGGAGCAGAAGAAGUCCAGUAAGCUGGAGGAGAGCAUGAAGAUGUUGGACUAUGAGAUGAAGAAGACCGAUGACCUCCUGUACAGGAUGAUUCCCAAGCCGGUGGCUAAAAGGCUGCGCAAAGGAGAGCCAGCUGUGAACACUUGUGAGGUGUUCCCAGAUGUGACCAUUCUCUUCAGCGAUGUCGUGGGAUUUACUCGCAUUUGCAGCCACAUCACUCCAAUGCAGGUGGUCUCCAUGCUCAACACUAUGUACACGCUGUUUGACACGCUCAGCGAGAAGCACCGCGUCUUCAAGGUGGAGACGAUUGGAGACGCCUACAUGGUGGUAGCCGGGGCUCCGGAGAAGACAAAGUAUCACGCUCACAACAUCUGCGACAUGGCCCUGGACAUGGUGCGCUCCAUUGAUCACCUUAAGGACCCCUCGAAUGGCAACAACAUACAGAUUCGUGUUGGGAUCCACUCUGGGAUGGUGGUGGCAGGUGUGGUGGGACACAAGAUGCCACGUUACGGUCUGCACGGUGACACGGUCCACACUGCGUCUGCCAUGGAGAGCAACGGAAAGGAGAUGCACAUUCAGCUAAGCAGCGCCACCUACGAGCACCUGAAAGGAAGUCAUUUUAUUUUCGAAAGGAGGGGCACCAUUACCAUCAAGGGGAAUGUUGAAAUUGAGACCUACUGGCUGAAAGGAAAGAGGGACAAAGACGGGAACGCUCAGGCGGCGUGUCCUCAAUUUGAGACUCAAACCAUCAGCAAGGCCAAUAUCUCAGGCCCUGAGGCCCCAGGAGAUGAGGAGGGCCUGGUGUUCCCACUGGUGGCGGGAGAGGACGAGGAUGAUGUCAAGUCUAUUCGCUCUCAUCGUAUCAAGAUGGAGAUUUCAGGUCAUUCUCUGGAGGAGUCGAUGGAGGAGUGCCGGAUGGAGGAGAUGUCCGUUAAUAAGUCCCACUUAAAGGAUGCUUUGCAGGACGGCCUUCAGGACCCUCACCUGGAACUGGACUCACCUGUGUCUGACGGCAGAGACUCCAUCAUGGACUCCCGUGCCAGCUCCUGCGACUCCCGCUGCUCCAAGAGUGCCACGUGCUCCGUGUCAUGAACCAGACAGGCGCUAGCUGAUGCUAUAGGCAGGGAAUUUAUUUGUGUGACUGUUUCUAAAGCGCUGUUUGUACAGCUCAGUAAAUGUUACGCCAGACAGGGAUGUCAUUUUUACUGUUAUUUUGGCACUCUUGUGGUGAUGCCUUGACAGUCUCUAAUGGUGUAUUGUUUGUACAUGGCCUAGACUGUAAUGCUUGAUAUUUCUAGUGGCCUUGUGUGGUGUUAUGUUGCUCAGCAAAAAACAUCAGGUCUUAUUUAGUUCAGAGAACACAAAAAUAAAUCGCAGCUAUCAGUGUGAAAAUCACACUCAGAUCAAUUAGCAGAGUAGUCUCCUCUUUAAUUAAUACCUCACAUUGGGUGAUUCAAGGCUAAAACUUUGUACCCACUGUAUAACAUGAUUUAAUACCAAAAAGUGGUCACUGCCACGCGGUUCAGCUGCACACCAGCUCAGUAAUUUCCUGUUUGUUCUGCUGCACCUUGUAGAUUUGACAUCUUAUUUUAUCCUUUGGAUAAAUCCCUCUGUAUCUCUCCUCUGUCCCUCUCCCUCCUCCCUCCUUCAUCCUGCACGUCUGGAUUCAUUGUUCUAUAUCAGUCUUGUCAAACACACAGCCACGGCACAAUGUAAACGCUUGUCAGCUCAGUGAAAAUAAAGCAAGAUGACUGCUGAGCCGUGCGUGGAU